This is a messenger RNA of Galdieria sulphuraria, 992 nucleotides long. Its product is annotated as uroporphyrin-III C-methyltransferase. Gene Ontology annotation, biological process: siroheme biosynthetic process. The annotation marks the transcript as partial. Gene Ontology annotation, molecular function: uroporphyrin-III C-methyltransferase activity. Lineage: Eukaryota; Rhodophyta; Bangiophyceae; Galdieriales; Galdieriaceae. The transcript has 5 exons. The record is from RefSeq and is a predicted model, not a curated record.
AAGAGAGAUUCUGUCUAAUUGAAGUUGUAUCAUAGCAUUUUUCUCGAUGUCAAAGUAAAAAAAAAGGCGCGCAAGGCUUUCCAUAUAAGCAAACAGUGCCAUAGUACUCUUUGAGAGUUUUAUUAUGAUUUGGGGUUUAACCAACUCUUCACCUAGAUACAUAUGCUGUGUUUUGCAACCGGUGUGCUGCUUUACUUCCAAUGAAUAUUCUUCUGUUCUAAGGUCUCAAUGUCAUCAACGAAACAACUGUUGUAAAAGAAGUUUCAAAAUUAUUAUAUUAUGUCAAAGGAAAACACCGGGAGAAAUAGUCUUUGUGGGAGCGGGACCUGGUGAAAAGAAAUGGCUGACUUGGGCAGCUGUGAAAGAGUUGAGAAAAGCGCAGGUUGUACUUUAUGAUCACCUCGUUGACAAGGAAAUCCUCAAAUUAUGCAAUAAAGAUUGCGAACAGUUUGAAGUAGGAAAGGCUAUACACUGUUCCGAAGAUACUAGAGUGUUGCAAAAGGAUAUCCAUAAUUUGUUGGAGCAUUACUAUCGCAGAGGAAAAUAUAUUAUCCGAUUGAAAGGAGGAGAUCCUGGUAUUUUUGGGAGACUGGCCGAGGAAAUAGAUCAUAUCAAAAGCUUUGGUGGUAAAUAUCGUUUAGUUCCUGGAAUUUCUAGUGUCUUUGCAGCUCCGCUUUUAGCCGGCAUUCCAUUGACACAUAAGAAUUGGAGUAAAAGUUUGACUAUAACAACCGGGCAUGACUUGUCACAGCUGGACUUUAAGCUAUUGGCAAAAUCAGAAACAUUGGUAUUCGUUAUGGCAACGAGAAAUUUAUCAGAAAUUGCACAGAGAUUAAUAGAAAAUGGCAAAUCUUCCGAUACUCCUGCAGCAGUAAUAUACAAUGCAGGUAUGUUUAAUCAACAAGAAGUUUUUGGGACUUUGAAGGAAUGGGCUUCGAGAGAACUGAAAGUACAGUUUCAGCCUGGGACUGUAGUUGUUGGCAAAAUUGUUG